Molecule: messenger RNA, 3327 nt
Organism: Phalaenopsis equestris
Lineage: Eukaryota; Viridiplantae; Streptophyta; Magnoliopsida; Asparagales; Orchidaceae
Product: probable alpha,alpha-trehalose-phosphate synthase [UDP-forming] 9
Exons: 4
Coding region: 373-2937 (854 amino acids)
Biological process (GO): trehalose biosynthetic process
Cellular component (GO): cytosol
Molecular function (GO): catalytic activity
Source: RefSeq, a predicted model, not a curated record
UAAAUUCUCUCUCUCCGCCAUUUGUUGACGUUCGCCGUUCUAUCCAACUCCUUCGUUUCGGUCUCUUAAAUCGAAGAAGAAGAAGAAGAAGAAGAGGAGGAAGAGGAGGGUGUAGGCAUUUGUUCGAAAUGGAAGAAAGCGGAGAAAAAUGGUACUUCGAUAUUUGCAAGAUUUGAGUCGCGGAGGUCGAUCCCUUCUAUCUCUGCGCUCCGGCGGUCGCCGAUGCUUGUGGUGACACUAUUAAGUAUAUUCGCUGCGGCUUUCCAAAAAGCUAUCCUCAUUGUUAAAUAUUGAAGACUUGAAGUUGGGUUAUUACAUUUCAUUAACUUUGAAACUUCUUUCCUGCAAUAUACAUUGCCUUCUUCCAGAAACAUGAUACCAAAUUCUUGUACAAGUCUUUUAACAAUGUACUCGGAUGGAAUGAAGGAUUUUCCACAAGCUGUGAAAACAAUUUCUCGUGCGAUGAGUUCUCCUGGUCUGAUUGCUGAUCUUGAGGGAAGUAUAAAAAAUGAUGAUGAUAUGGACAAUUUGACAUCGGUAUCACGUCGAAGAAUAAUAAUAGUUGCUAAUUUUCUCCCACUUCAUUCUUUGAAAGAUCAACAAACGGGAAAGUGGUGCUUUUCAUGGGAUGAAGACUCAAUUCUGCUGCAGCUUAAAGAUGGUUUAUCUUCUGAAACUGAAGUUAUUUAUGUUGGCAGUCUUAAAGUUGACGUGGAUCUUAGUGAGCAGGAAGAAAUCGCUCAAAGGCUUUUGGAUGAUUACAACUGCGUCCCCACCUUCCUUCCUUCCGACCUUCUAAAUAAAUUUUAUCAUGGUUUCUGUAAGAAACAGUUGUGGCCACUUUUCCAUUACAUGCUUCCCAUCUGUCUCAACAAGGGAGAACUUUUUGAUCGAUCUCUUUUUCAAGCUUAUGUUUCAGCUAAUAGAAUAUUUGCUGACAAGGUGAUGGAAGUGAUUAAUUCAGAUGAUGACUAUGUAUGGGUUCAUGAUUAUCACCUAAUGCUGCUUCCCACUUUUUUGAGGAAGAGACUCAACCGAAUCAAGCUUGGUUUCUUCCUCCACAGCCCAUUUCCUUCCUCAGAAAUUUACCGGACUCUCCCUGUCAGAGAAGACGUUCUCAGAGGAUUGCUUAACUCUGAUCUAAUUGGUUUUCAUACAUUUGAUUAUGCCCGCCACUUUCUCUCUUGUUGUAGUCGAAUGCUUGGGCUGAACUAUGAAUCUAAGCGUGGUCACAUUGGAAUCGAGUAUGGCGGUCGUACUGUAGGCAUUAAAAUUCUUCCUGUUGGUGUUCACAUAGGACGGCUUCAAUCUCUAUUAAGUCUUCCUGCUACGAUUAGCAAGGUUCAAGAAAUUGAGCAGAAGUUUAAGGGCAAAAAGUUGCUAGUAGGUGCAGAUGACAUGGAUAUCUUCAAGGGCAUCAGCUUGAAGUUACUUGCACUUGAAAUUCUACUCAAAAGGAACACUGAUCUAAGAGGAAAACUGGUUCUGGUUCAAAUUGUAAAUCCAGAAAGGAGCUCUGGUAAGGAUGUGGAGGAUGCAAAAUCAGAGGCAUUAUCAUUAGUAGAAAGAAUCAACCUUCGCUUUGGUAACCAAGGCUACAAUCCUGUGGUACUCAUCGAUCAUGCGAUCCCAUUUCAUGAAAAGAUUGCCUACUACGUUGCUGCGGAGUGUUGCAUCGUAAAUGCAGUAAGGGAUGGGAUGAAUUUGGUGCCAUAUGAAUACAUAGUUUCUCGGCAAGGAACUAAGGAGAUGGAUAUUUUAAGAGAUGUUGUCAAUGGUUCCGCACGAACCAGUGCACUUAUUGUAUCUGAAUUUGUGGGAUGCUCGCCAUCUCUUAGUGGAGCAUUCAGGGUGAACCCUUGGAGUGUUGAGGAUGUGGCCGAUGCUUUAUAUCACGCCAUCGACAUGAACGAGUCUGAAAGGCAGCUGCGGCAUGAAAAGCAUUACCGCUACGUGAGCUCUCAUCAUGUUGCUUAUUGGGCUCGCAGCUUUUCUCAGGAUCUUGAGAGGGCAUGCAAAGAUCACUACAACCGAAGGUGCUGGGGUGUUGGCCUUGGUUUAAGUUUCAGAGUUGUUUCCCUUUCUCCUAGUUUCAGGAAGCUCUCAGUUGACCAUGUGGUCUCUUCCUACAAUAGAACCACUGGGAGAGCAAUCUUCUUAGACUAUGAUGGAACACUCAUGUCAGAAACAUCUAUAGUAAAGGAUCCAAGCACAGAAAUUAUUUCUGUGCUGAAGACCCUGUGCAUUGAUCCUAGGAAUAGCGUGUUUAUUGUUAGUGGAAGAGGUCGGGCUUCUCUUGCAAAAUGGUUUUCAUCAUGUGAAGCACUUGGAAUUGCUGCUGAGCAUGGCUAUUUCAUCAGGUGGAAUGCAUCUUCUAAUUGGGAAUCCAGUCCGGUUGUGGUGGAUCCAGAGUGGAAGAAGAUAGCGGAACCUGUCAUGAAAUUGUAUACAGAGACAACUGAUGGAUCUUCCAUAGAAGUGAAGGAGAGUGCUUUGGUCUGGCAUUAUCAAUAUGCUGAUCAUGACUUUGGCUCCUGCCAAGCCAAGGAGUUGCUGGACCAUCUUGAGAGUGUUCUUGCCAACGAGCCGGUUGUUGUUAAAAGUGGGAAUCAAAUUGUGGAAGUUAAACCACAAGGAGUCAGCAAAGGACUGGUUGUCGAGAAGCUGCUUAGGACGCUUAUAAAUGAAGGAAAAUCGCCUGAUUUUUUGAUGUGUAUCGGCGAUGAUCGGUCUGAUGAGGACAUGUUUGAAAGCAUCAAUUCUACAGCCUCCAGUUCAUUAUUUCCUGCAAUUCCUGAAGUGUUUGCCUGUACAGUUGGCCAGAAGCCAAGUAAAGCAAAAUAUUUUGUCAAUGACACCAUGGAAGUGCUCAAGUUGCUGCAAGGCAUUGCAGACUCUUCGAAUCUAAGGAAUAAAAACAUUAAAAGGCAAGUUUAGAGUAGAUCAGUCGGCGGAUUUGUGUUUUGCUUCUGCACGAGAAGAUGAUGGACCUGGUUGUAAAAUCUGUGUGAUUACAGGGUUGUUUGAACUGCUUGUUUGACCACCUUUGAGCUCCUUCUGGCUUGCAAUUCUUUUUGCGGUUCUUCGCAGAAGGAACAAACCCUCUAACUCUGACUAUAGUGAAGAACAACUUAAAUAAACAUAAAUAGUAGCAGGGGAGCAAGCUUUUGGAUACCCCUUUCACUAGACUUCACUAUGCCUUGUGUAGCAGGCUUCUUUUUUUUUUUAUUUUUUAUUUUUUGUAAAGCUGAUGGAAUGAUUCACAUAUUUUUCAAUGACUUUAAAGGAGCGUUCAGUACUAAUUAACAAAGGUUUUUUUCUUGCAAG